GUCUAGUCUGUAUCUAGUCUGCACCUUAUCCGCCAUGUUCCGCCCCUCCCUCGCCCGCACCGCUGCGCCCCUCGCCCGCGCCCACGCCCGCUCCUUCGUGUCCCGCGCCACGUUUGUCGGCCGCCUCGGCACCGCCCCCGAGAAGAGCACCACCUCCGCCGGCCAGCCGUACUACAAGUACCCCCUCGCAGUCUCAAAGCCCCCCAAGCGCGACGCCGAAGGCAAGGUCAUCCUCGACGAAGGCGGCUACCCCGUCCGUGCUGACCCUUCCUGGUUCACCAUCUUCAACUUCAACGAGCGUGCCGAGGCAAGGAUAGAGUCGCUCGUCCCCGGCUCGUUGCUCUAUGUCGAAGCCAACAUCGACACCAUCACCAGCCCCUCUGCCGCCGAGGGCUCCCCAGGCACCAAGCAGUAUGUCUUCAGGGAGGUCAGCCACAAGGUCCUUUCCAAGCCCAGGCAAGAGUAGUCGUGAUGCGGAAGGAUUAUGAUUCUAUAAAUGGAUACAAACGUCUCCUCUCCGUUUUUAGUAGAAUGCCAAAUCCG
Messenger RNA from Cryptococcus deneoformans JEC21, 543 nucleotides. RefSeq lists its product as hypothetical. NCBI's taxonomy places the organism in Eukaryota, Fungi, Basidiomycota, Tremellomycetes, Tremellales, Cryptococcaceae. The coding region runs from base 35 to 466 and encodes 143 amino acids. The record is from RefSeq and is a predicted model, not a curated record. Gene Ontology annotation, molecular function: single-stranded DNA binding. The transcript is spliced from 4 exons.